Anopheles bellator is the source of this 586-nucleotide messenger RNA. It is a transcript of the gene Trs31, whose product is annotated as trafficking protein particle complex subunit 5. Gene Ontology annotation, cellular component: TRAPPI protein complex; TRAPPII protein complex; TRAPPIII protein complex. Lineage: Eukaryota; Metazoa; Arthropoda; Insecta; Diptera; Culicidae. The transcript is spliced from 4 exons. Gene Ontology annotation, biological process: endoplasmic reticulum to Golgi vesicle-mediated transport. Bases 1 to 579 code for a protein of 192 amino acids. The record is from RefSeq and is a predicted model, not a curated record.
AUGGAAAAGAUAAAUCUUAAUCUCUCUACCCGCCCGAAAGCAAGCAUUCUGGACAAACCGUUGAGCCGGGGAAAGGGUGAAGUGUCGCUAAGCUGCUACGCCCUGCUGUUUUCCGAGCUGGUUCAAUACUCCCAGAGCCGUGUUAGCACCAUUCCCGACCUGCAAAACAGGUUACACGACCUAGGCAAAGAUGUGGGCUCCCGUAUCAUCGACCUGUACUUCGUACGAGAGCGGAACUCAAAACGAGAAACCAAACUGAUCAACAUGCUGCUGUUUAUCAAAACCACUUUAUGGAAGACUCUGUUCGGUAAGGAGGCGGACAAACUGGAGCACGCGACCGACGACGAGUGCACGUAUUACAUUAUCGAAAAAGAGCCACUGGUCAAUAAGUUCAUUAGCGUUCCGAAGGACAAGGGAUCGCUGAACUGUGCCGUUUUUGUGGCCGGAAUCGUUCAAGCGGUUCUGGCGAACUGUGGAUUUACGUGUCAAGUGUCGGCCCACUGGCACAAAGGAACGACGUAUAUGGUCAAGUUUGAGGAGCACGUAAUCAGCAGAGACAAACAACUGGAGGAGAAAUAAACCUAGG